This is a messenger RNA of Lagopus leucura (white-tailed ptarmigan), 5769 nucleotides long. RefSeq names its product WD repeat and FYVE domain containing 2 (gene WDFY2). The coding region runs from base 26 to 1282 and encodes 418 amino acids. Gene Ontology annotation, molecular function: metal ion binding; protein binding. NCBI's taxonomy places the organism in Eukaryota, Metazoa, Chordata, Aves, Galliformes, Phasianidae. The record is from RefSeq and is a predicted model, not a curated record. The transcript is spliced from 13 exons.
UCCUGCUUCCCGGGCAGCCCGGGGGAUGCGCGGUGCUGCCGAGCACCCGCACGUCUGUCCUCCCGCAGCGGUGGUGCCCAUGGCGGCGGAGCCGCAGCCCAAAGCUCUGACCCGCAAGCCCCUCCUGCUCAACAAAGUGGAGGGCUCGCAGGAGGUGGUGAACAUGGCAGCGAUCGUGCCCAAGGAGGACGGGGUCAUCAGCGUCUCCGAGGACAGAACGGUUCGUGUCUGGCUGAAGAGAGACAGUGGACAGUACUGGCCCAGCAUAUACCAUGCAAUGCCAUCUCCAUGUUCAUGCAUGUCUUUUAACCCGGAAACCAGAAGGCUGUCCAUAGGUCUAGACAAUGGUACAAUCUCAGAAUUCAUUUUAUCAGAAGAUUACAACAAGAUGACACUAGUGAAGAGUUACCAGGCUCAUCAAAGCAGGGUCAUCAUGAUUCUGUUUGUCCUGGAGAUGGAGUGGGUGCUGAGCACCGGCCAAGACAAGCACUUCACCUGGCACUGUUCAGAGAGCGGCCAGCGGCUGGGAGGCUACCGCACCAGCGCGGGGGCCUGCGGCCUGCAAUUUGAUGUGGAAACCCGACAUGUGUUUGUUGGUGAUCAUUCUGGGCAAGUAACCAUACUCAAAUUAGAGCAAGAGUCCUGCAGCCUGGUGACGACAUUUAAGGGGCACACAGGUGGUGUCACUGCUCUCUGUUGGGACCCAAUACAGCGAGUUUUGUUCUCAGGCAGUUCUGACCAUUCCAUUAUAAUGUGGGAUAUUGGAGGAAGAAAAGGAACAGCCAUCGAGCUGCAAGGACAUAACGAUAAAGUUCAGUCUCUCUCCUACGCUCACCACACUCGGCAGCUCAUCUCUUGUGGUGCCGAUGGGGGAAUAGUGGUCUGGAACAUGGAUGUUGAAAGACAGGAGACCCCUGAGUGGCUGGACAGCGACUCCUGUCAAAAAUGUGACCAGCCUUUCUUCUGGAACUUCAAGCAAAUGUGGGACAGUAAGAAAAUAGGCCUCAGGCAGCACCACUGCCGCAAAUGCGGGAAGGCCGUCUGCGGCAAGUGCAGCUCCAAGCGCUCCUCCAUCCCGCUGAUGGGGUUCGAGUUUGAAGUGAGGGUCUGCGAUAGCUGCCACGAGUCCAUAACGGAUGAGGAGCGGGCGCCCACAGCUACUUUCCACGACAGUAAGCACAACAUAGUUCAUGUACACUUUGAUGCCACUAGAGGAUGGCUGCUGACCUCGGGGACAGACAAGAUUAUUAAGCUGUGGGAUAUGACGCCAGUAGUGUCUUGAUACAUCAGUGGAACUUGAAGGGUGACAUUUACAGAAGAAGCAGAUUUCUUAACCCUAAUCAUUCUGCAGAAGAUAGGUAAUGCCAGGCGCAUAUUGCGGAUGAGAAAGGAACUCAUGUGUUUACAACAAUUUAUGUCCUCUGCUUGAUCGAGGUUGAACAUUUGCACGAAGACUCUUUCCAUUUAUUCUCAAAAUACACAAGAAGGUAUUUUUUUAACUAACGGUUUGUACGAUCUGACUUCAGUUGUCUUGAGUUUGUUUGGAGAAUCCGUGUGCAGUGCAGUUUUUAGUUUUUAUACAUCAUGAUGUCAGGAUACUUGCUGCUUUGUACCGAGGGUUCUUGGUUUGUGUCUUACCCAUGUCAGUUUCCAGUGUAAGGCAGUCGGCUCUCCCCACCUGUGUGUUUGGGAUGUUCCUGCUGACAAUGCUCACUUCAGCAGAAGAGCUCCAGGCACGACACUGUGCCUUCUGUGGUCACAUCGCCAAGCAUCUGAUGGACUUGCAAUUUCUACCAAGGGCUCUACCACCCUCUUAUCCUAGCAGACAUCAUCUGGAGAGCGUUCUGUUGUUUUGUUGUAGCUAAAGCAUGGCUUCCUGCCACUUUCCUUGCUGCACCAGUUGCAAAACCCGGGGGCCAGGUUGCUUAGCAACUUAUUUCUACAAAAGCUGAAAUAGUUUUCCAGCUCGGAGCAUCAGAAAGAGCACACGGACCUGCUUGCAGUCUGAUGAGGCUGAGGAGGAUUCAAAUGAAAUUACUGGCAACAACUUUCAGGAGUGUGUGCAGGGGAGUGGGGGAGCAGAUCUGAAGCUGGUCUGGGGUUGAGAAGUCUGUUUUACCUCUACCUCUACCUUGUGCAGCAGCAUUUCAGCAUUUGUACCUGUCUGUGUUGUUGAACAUGAAUUUGAUUUUCCUGUUUUCCAUACGUUUAGUCAUAUUUAUUUUUUAAGAUGCCGAUGAUGUUUUUAUUAAUUUCCUCUCUAGAUCAGAAACUGAUAUUGCUGAACAACACUUAUUGUCCUGUUGUCAUAUUUGGCAGUUUCUUUUAAGAAUAAAGAAGUAUUUAAAAAGCCUGGAUUGACCAAACUUAUCCUUUUAAAAGGAAAGAGUCACGAUGGAAAAAGAAAAGCAAAACUUUUUUUGCUAGAUCUGUCUUAAAUGAGGAGUCAUCUCUGGGUUCCUCUAAAUCCAUUUUGCUUUUUAACACUCUAUUGGCAAUACUCUUGCUCUGCAGGCUGAGUGUUCCUGUAUCUCCUAUUGAUGCAGGGCUGCUGUUAGUCUUUGUGAUGAAAUACAGCAGUCAGCAGCGCUCAGCCUUGCCCCCAUUUUGCCCUUUGCUUCUCCCCUCUCGGUGGGAGGUUGUGGUGUUUACCACCAUAAAGCACACUGCUACACAGAGAAGAGCUGUACGCCUUCACUGGGAGAGAAUGCAAAAAAAAAGAAAACAGAACAAAAAAGGUAAGUGCCAUUCAUAACAUUAAUCUGAGUCUGAGGAGCUGCUUCCAUGAAGGCAAAUUCUUCAGGGAAAAUUCUUUUUUUUUUAUACAUCCUGUAAAUGGUGUUCAAGCAUUCUGCAGCUGUGUUGUCUGAAAUGAUGCCACUCCUGCUUUCCUGGCUGUACAGCCUGUUGUUGGUUCCCCUCUAUGCAGCAAUUUUUUUAAAGCACGUUUUCAAACAUAUUUCACAUCUCACUAAAAAGACUCACUUUACUGCUGAAACGUUACUAAUCUUUAAGCCCUCCUACUUUCUUUCCUGGAAAUUAGAUGCUUGUUUCCUCUUGGAAGGCAUGCAAGAUGAGUGAGUCUACUGCCAGGAUUUCAUUCCAGCUGGAGAAGGUGUGUAAAACUAUGCUGGCCUAUGCUGUUCCACAUUACCCUGGGCUUUAGGCUUUUUGGCCAGAACUUGCUCUGCUGCCACAGAGAGUAAUUCACAUGGUGGCAGAAACUUGGGAGCGCUCAAGUAAUCAGCGUUCAGCUCUGUUCCUGAUGAGCCAUAAUGGCUACAACAGGGCCUGGGCCCACAGCAUGAAUUGUGCUUAACAUCAGUGGAGCUCAGAAGUCUGCAAGCUGAGGAUCUGCUCGGUGAAUGCCCAGCCCUUCAGGACACAUCUUAUUCAAACAAAAGUGAGGAACUCCAAAGAUGACCAAAUUUUGGAGCAAGGUAUGUUUUAACUCCUGUGGUAAAUUCUUGUCCCCAUCUUCUCUUCCCAAGGAGCUGUGGUUUCAGUGUUGCUUAUGGGUAGAUAUUGGGUAUAUGAACCCAUUUUGCAAACUUUCCCUUGCUGUUUUUUCUGAAUAAACUACCUGGAGGGUUAUUUGGGUUUAACUUGAUGCCCUGUUACCUUGCAGCCCCAGGUCAGACUGGUCGUGACUUAGAAAAUGGUACAAGCUGAAGAGAAAGCUGGGGAAGAAAGAGAAGCAUCUCUCUUACCUUCCUGUCUUGCAUGGCUGGUGUAACCAUAUCUAUUUAUUUUGUCUUCUAGAUCAGAAAAAAAAAGAAUCCCUAUUGCCUGGUCCUUUUCUUUCAAUUAUAACUGUCAAAUAACAAACGUAAGCUGUUUUUAUUUGUUGUAUUACUGGGGGAGGGCACAGUGCUGUGUCUUUUGGUACAGAUGUAAGCCAUACACUUCACCCACAUGGACUCAAACAAAAAGCUUCUCUUCCCCAGGGCUGCUGAACUUCAGCAGCAAGCUUUUAGUGCUACAUCCUGCUGUGCCAGAGGGCAUACAGACAAUGCUGGCCUUCCCCUGCUCUUGAUUUUAGAAAACUUGGUUUUCAUUUCUCUCUUAUCUGGUGUCUCUGCAGGGGAAAAAGCUGUGCCCUUCAGAGAACCUACCCACCUGGCUUUCAAUGGAGUGGAAACUAUAGUGUUCAUGCAGGUGGUGAGGAAGGCGUAGGUCGCACAAACAGCCACACAGGCUUCAGAAGGAAGGAAAAAGAAAUGCUGGCUCUAGUUUGCACUCAAAGGGAACAGAAUAAAACGGAACAGAGGAAACGGGGGGAAGGUGUUACUGACUCAGGAAAUGGCCGUCUAGGAUCAGAAGGGUCUGCAUUGACUCCAGCACAUUAAACCCUUUACUAAAGGAUCCAAAGACCUUACACUCUAACCUGUGGCACCCAUAAGGCAUUGGGGGAGAGAAAAAACUGUCUGACUCCAUCUCUAUGCAGUAAGCACACGACACAAAAAUUCCCUUGCAAUCUUAAGAGCAGUCAUGCCAAAGUUCUCAGAAGUCAUUACCUACAGCUGAAGAGCCAACGCAUGUUUCCUGUUUACUAAGGCCAGAGUUAGACCAAGGCCAAAAGCAAGGGACUGUUGGAAUUAGGAUCCAGAGCAUGGAUUCUUCUGAGAAGAAGUCAGGACCAGCAGGAGAUGACAGGAGUACAAAAAAAAGGCAAUUCUGGGGCUAGAGAGUGGAAUGACCAGUUGGGAGGUGUUGUUUCUGCAUGCACCACAUGAAGACAUGCAAAAGGUCAGGUGAAGUAUACCAACCCAGUGCAAUGCCUGGGAGGGAACAGAAAGGACAAAGUAAACUCAGCUCAAAAAGUCCAAACUUUCUGCAUGCUCCAACUAGAAACUCCAGUGAAUUGCAAUUUGACAUCCAACACGCAGCGUGGGGUGCCUGUAAGCAGUUAUCCCAAGCUUUGCCUUCCUCCUAGUGGACCGACCUGCAUCAGGACUGAGACAUCUAUGCUUCCAGCUGCUUUCUCUCAGGUGCCUGCCACCUGUCUGAGAGAAGAGGCUCUGGCCUAUUUCUUCCACUUAAAUUCAUUAUGCUAGUAAUGCCAAAAAAAAGCCACUGUGUUCUGAUCUCUGCCUGGCUUCAGAGAAAGGGGGUGUUGGCAGUUUCACAUGAGCAUGGAGAGGUAGGAAGGAAGAACCUGUCAAAGCACAGCCAACCCUCAGCACUCUGUGAGAGGGCUGCUACUUUCCCAGCAUCAUAAAAGAUGCAGUUUUGGCUGCUGUGAUUUACUUUCCGUUGGCACAGUUCUGCAAACAGCCAUCUUCACUUCAAACCAAGAAAACUUCCCUAAGGAAAUGCUCUGAAGUCUCUGAGCUGAUUUAGAGGACAAAAGCAGGAACACAACAGUUUAACAGUCUUUCACAGGACUUUCUCUUUACUUUCUUAAGAGCUCACUUAAACUUUUAGUCUUGGGAUAACUUUGAGAAACCCUUUACCCGUUGAAAAUCAGCUGCCUGGUCCAGUCUCCAUCACUUUCCAGGCCAGAUUAGGAUGCUACAAUUGCAGUUAGCAGUCUCCAUUGACAUGCAAUGACAGACUCACCUUGGAAGAAGAGGCCACUGGGUAACUUUGCUGCCUCAGAUGAUACUGCCAACCACACCACAGUAUCAGCUCCCUGCGCCUCUGUACGCAGGCUGUUCUUCAUCUUCUGAUAGAAGUCUGGCAUCGAGGACCUCACAGCUAGAGAGAACAAUGGGAUGGUGGGCUACCAUGCAAGGCUUUUAUGAUUAAAAAAAGUUAUGCUUAAAA